CGCUCUUGUUUUCCUUUCCCUCAUCUGCCAACACAAUAUCUUUGUGGCCAUAACCUCCAAGAUGCGUCCCGUCCCUUCCCUUCGAGCCCUUCACGCUCUCCGCGCCCUGACACGCCUGACCAUCUCCGCCCCUUCAAAAUCUACACCAGCGACCCUCCGAGCUCCCACGGCACCGACGCUGCUGUGUAGUCCGCACCACCGCGCCUUCUCGACGACGCCCGCCCGCGCGGUGACGCUGAACCAGAUCCGCACGCGCCUGGGCUCGCGCAAGCCCAAGAAACUCCGCCACGCCGUCUCCCCGGCGCUCAGCGCCGCCAACCGGCCCGCCAUGAAGGGCGUGUGCCUCAAGGUCGGCAUCACCAAGCCCAAGAAGCCCAACUCGGGUCAGCGCAAGACCGCCAAGGUCAGGCUGUCCAGCGGCAGGGUCAUCUCCGCGUACAUCCCCGGCGAGGGCCACAAUGUGCAGCAGCACAGCGUCGUUCUAGUCAGGGGCGGCAGGAGCCAGGAUUGUCCGGGUGUCAGAUAUCAUUUGGUCCGGGGGGCUUUUGAUCUGGGAGGUGUGCCCACACGAAUGACCAGUCGAUCCAAAUACGGCACCAAGAAGCCGAAGACGACAUAAUCGUGGAUUGGCCUUUCUCAGAGCGAAGGUUGAAUCUGGAUCAAGCCGACUCAACUUCAGGUUCAGAUGACGGAGAGACAAGACAGCCAAUGGAGAUCAGUGAGAAGCAAGGAGAUGUAGAGCUUCCGUUGUCUCUCUAAAUUGACGGUGCUCUCAGCAUAUGAUCAAAGGGUUGCAAACCAGGAGGGGCCUCGAGAUGUCAACUGUGUCCCCUGUGCUGAUACAGGAUACACACCUCAAUUGGUGCUGUGGAUGGAAGUCAAGUCCACCUCUACGGUACCACCUUAUGCCCACCGCAAGAACGGCCGCUCCGCAAAUCUGGACCCGGAUCCGAACCAGACUCAGACCCAAUCUCUCAGCGUAUGUUACCGUACGAUCGUCCUUUCCAUUCACUCGAUGACAGUCUACCGAAUUCAGAUCCUCUCUCCUACACCUCCCUUCGCACGCUCCUACAGACCACACUCCAGAGAGACGAACAUAUUACCUUUGGACCAUCCAGCCGAGCAAUCCCGCAACCGAAGUCCACCGUACUUGCGCUACAAACAACGCGAUCUAACCUGAUCAUUUGAAAGUGGCGCAAAACCAAAUGCCCGCCUGGCCUGGAGAUGAGCUGUGCAUUGGAUCGAGGACGAAGUGCCGCUAGAGAGGCCGAGCACAGGGAUAGCGUUGGAGAUUUGAGAUUGGGAACGCGACUGUAUCGAGGACAUGGAAUAGAGAUGGAGGUGUAGCCUGGAUCGGGACGAAAGUGCCCCUCUUGUAUGUAUAUGUAAAAUGUAAAAUGUCAAACAUACCACGUGAAGCUCGUGUCAGGGGCCAGAGAUGCGGAAGACAUAUACACACAAGGAGCGUCAAAAGAGGCAAUUAUGUCAAGUCCCAAUGUGUACAACCCGUCUCUGAUU
Messenger RNA from Cladophialophora immunda, 1518 nucleotides. Its product is annotated as ribosomal protein S12. NCBI's taxonomy places the organism in Eukaryota, Fungi, Ascomycota, Eurotiomycetes, Chaetothyriales, Herpotrichiellaceae. The coding region runs from base 62 to 619 and encodes 185 amino acids. Gene Ontology annotation, molecular function: structural constituent of ribosome. The transcript has 2 exons. Gene Ontology annotation, biological process: translation. The record is from RefSeq and is a predicted model, not a curated record. Gene Ontology annotation, cellular component: small ribosomal subunit; ribosome.